Messenger RNA from Ectocarpus sp. CCAP 1310/34, 1880 nucleotides. The record is from the annotation of a GenBank genome assembly. Lineage: Eukaryota; Phaeophyceae; Ectocarpales; Ectocarpaceae.
GAGGACCCCGCCGAGAGAGUGCAUAGACCAGUUCCGGCUGGAUCGAUCUUUGAAUCAAGAUGAAAACUAGAGUGGAAGGAUAGGCCCUGGUGAAGAUGGCGGCAGGUCACUCGCUGGGCUGAUUCCGCCGCAUUUUUUAUCCCGAGGUGGGGCAGGUGUGCUUAGUGAGUGUAACUUGUGCGCGUUGUAGGGGCACCAUGAUGCGGCUAGGAGCAACGGCCUUGAUGGCAUCAGCGUCACUGGCGCUUUUGAUGCCGGCAACGUCCUUCAUACUGCCCACCCGCCCACACGCAACAAGCAUCGGGCAGCGCCAAGGACAAAGUGCUUCAUGCACUGGACGAAGUCGGGAAUACAGGGCGCGGUUUGAUGGGGCAACAGACACAGCCGGCGCUCUUGACAGGGUAGGGGCGGCGAGGAUUCCACCCCUUCGUGCGAUAGCUCAGGAAGGAGUUCCACAGCUGCGACCGCCGCUGGCGGCGGAUUUCUACAGCGAGAGUGUGCUUGACAAGGUUGCGCUAGCGCUGUUCCGGAAUCUCGUUCAGAAAGAGAUCGGGUACAAGUCGGAGAAGCCUGGCUAUGCGGGCCUCAUCGACGAGGCCCAAAACUACAUGGGCGCCUCAGUGGAAGAUCAGCAAGACAUGGUCGUUCGAGUUCUGACCACUAUCGCCGGCCCCGCUGUUCCCCCCGUGUACAAACUGUUCAUGGCACCAUGGCCGUGGGCACCUUUCCUGACAGCGUUUUUCACACCUUCCUUUUUCAAGUUUCUCGUCGGUCCGAACAAGCUUGACACGCGAAAGGAUAACACCCCAGGUGGUGUGUUCGUGGAAAGGUGUCGAUUUUUGGAGGAGACCAAUUGCAAGGGGUUGUGCACAAACAUGUGCAAGAUCCCGACCGAACGUUUUUUCGAGGAGACGCUGGGCCUGGCGAUGGCGAUGGAGCCAGACUUCGACACGUACGAGUGCCGCCUGAGCUUCGGCCUCGAGUCGCCCGCGAUGGAAGAGGACGACACGGUUCCACGUGGCUGCCUAUCUGGCUGCAGCUGCAAGGAGCUCGGGGCGGUGGUGGCUACCACGUGUUCGAAACAGUAGACAGAUUGCAAGUACUCGGUGUGUAUUCGAUCCCCUCACGAGGUUGGUGCCUUUCUCAUAGCCCUAUCUGGGAACACAACAGUCAGUUUCUUGUGUAGCUACUUUUGUCGGGAGUUGGGGCCUGCAACGGGUAUGACAUAGUCUGUGUUUCCUCCAUUUUAUCAUUCUCCUGGAUGAUCUGGUUUGCAGUUCAAGACCGACCAACCCCUUUUCGCGGUCAAGCCCCUGUACGUGUUUGGAGUGUUAUUGUCUAUACUGCUCGUGGUUACACAGUAGGGCUAUGACAACCGGUAGAACGAUGCUUUCCGGUUCUACCCCGGGCACGUAACGUCAAACAGGGGGAUGUAGUUCGUGACUGUUCCUGCACCAAUUUGCGAACAAUCAAGUGUCCUCUGGGUUGCUCCGUAUUUCGACGGCGUACAUGUUAGGGAUCUAUGCCGCUUGGUGGUUGCUACCCAUAUUGCCGUGUCGGCCCCCCAAAACGUCGAUUUCGGGUUGCCAGGAGGAGCCUCAAUCUUAUCUGUUGGGCCGGACUCCAGCCUUUGUCCUUGGCGGUCUUGGAACGAAGGUUAACCUUCUAUGUAACUAGUAUGCCCUGCCGUGUCCUGCCUUGCCCGCACUUUCCAUCGUUGCUUCCGUCGAAUGAGCUAAACGCCUUUGCACGCAGCUUGGUGCGUCCUCUAGCACUUUGGCCUUGCGGUUCGUAAUUUUCGGAAUGAAGGCGUGGGGGCGACGGAUCUUUGGACGAAAACUAGCAGCACGUUAUGAUGACGAAAAUGUCGAUGCAUUCUA